Molecule: messenger RNA, 1786 nt
Organism: Drosophila albomicans
Lineage: Eukaryota; Metazoa; Arthropoda; Insecta; Diptera; Drosophilidae
Gene: Gr28b
Product: putative gustatory receptor 28b
Exons: 3
Coding region: 222-1553 (443 amino acids)
Biological process (GO): sensory perception of taste
Cellular component (GO): membrane; neuronal cell body; dendrite
Source: RefSeq, a predicted model, not a curated record
CAUAUUGAACUUCGUAAUGAGCAUUUCGCACACGCUGUUGCUUCGGUUACAUUUCCGCAGCCGGCAUAUGGGGAGGAGGCUUCUUUUUUGUUGCGACAUGUUUUGUUUACGCGAGUCGGCUUGGUGGUGUUGACUGGCGUUCUCGAGUCCUUGCUGCAGUUCGAGUUGUCCUUUUGAGUUAAACGGUUGUGCGGUCUGGUCUCAUCGUUAGUCAAAUAAAUAUGUCGACAGCGCUACGUCGUGUGCGCAAAUAUUUCAUAUCGUCGCAGGUCUAUGAGGCACUGCGUCCAUUAUUUUUCCUCACGUUUCUGUACGGCCUGACGCCAUUCCAUGUGGUCCGUCGAAAGAUGGGCGAAUCCUAUCUGAAGAUGUCGUGUUUCGGCAUCUUUAAUAUUUUUGUUUACAUCGUUUUGUGCGGUUUCUGUUACAUCUCGUCGCUUCGUCAAGGCGAGUCCAUUGUGGGUUAUUUUUUUCGCACCGAGAUCUCCACGAUUGGCGAUCGCCUACAGAUCUUCAAUGGACUUAUUGCUGGUGCUGUAAUCUAUACAUCUGCUAUACUGAAGCGUUGCAAGCUGCUCGGCACAUUGACUAUUCUGCACAGUCUCGAUACGAACUUCUCCAAUAUCGGAAUUCGUGUAAAGUACUCAAGGAUCUUCCGCUACUCGAUUCUCUUGCUCGUCUUCAAACUACUUAUUUUGGGGGUCUAUUUCGUUGGCGUCUUUCGGCUUCUCGUCUCGCUUGGCGUUACGCCCUCCUUCUGUGUCUGCAUGACAUUCUUCCUGCAACAUUCCGUGGUAUCUAUUGCAAUUUGUCUAUUCUGCGUGAUUGCCUUUAGCUUCGAGCGACGUUUGAGUAUAGUUAAUCAGGUGCUGAAGAACCUCGCCCAUCAGUGGGACACUCGCAGUCUUAAGGCUGUCCAGAAGCAGCGUUCUCUGCAGUGCCUCGACUCAUUUUCCAUGUACACCAUUGUGACAAAGGAUCCCGCUGAAAUCAUACAGGAGUCCAUGGAGAUACAUCAUCUGAUUUGCGAGGCAGCUGCAACGGCCAACAAAUAUUUUACAUACCAACUGCUCACAAUCAUUUCGAUUGCCUUUCUGAUCAUCGUCUUUGAUGCGUAUUAUGUGCUGGAAACAUUGCUGGGCAAAUCGAAGCGAGAAAGCAAAUUCAAGACUGUUGAAUUUGUGACAUUCUUUUCAUGUCAAAUGAUACUCUAUUUGAUAGCCAUAAUUUCCAUCGUUGAGGGCAGCAAUCGGGCCAUUAAGAAGAGCGAGAAAACUGGUGGCAUUGUGCAUUCGCUGCUCAACAAAACGAAGAGCGUCGAGGUGCGGGAGAAGUUGCAGCAAUUCUCAAUGCAAUUGAUGCAUCUGAAGAUCAACUUUACUGCCGCAGGACUCUUCAACAUCGAUCGCACGCUCUACUUUACUAUUAGCGGAGCCUUAACAACUUAUCUCAUCAUUCUGCUGCAAUUCACAUCGAAUUCGCCAAACAAUGAUAAUGGCAAUGGCUACGAAUGCUGUGAGGCAUUGCACAAUAUGACCAACCAUACGCUCUAGUCGAUUAUGAUGUACUUCAUAGACGUCUGAAAGUGCUACUAAGUAACGUCAUGUGGUGUGCAGCAAAUAAUAUUAAGUGGUUUCUCUAGCAGUUGCUGUUGCUGUUACUGUUGCUUUUGCAUUCAUUAUAUUCUUGUAUGUAUGUUUAUAGAUUAAUUAUUAGCAAUAAACCGAUUAUCAUUGCAGAAAAUUAAUUAGUUAAUUGCCGGCACGCCAAUUGAAUUCCAAUUGUC